AUGACUGAAUACAAGCUCGUCGUCGUCGGUGCUGGCGGCGUGGGCAAAAGUGCAUUGACAAUUCAACUUAUUCAAAAUCAUUUCAUUGAUGAAUAUGAUCCAACAAUUGAGGAUUCAUAUCGAAAGCAAGCUGUUGUUGAUGGUGAAACUUGUCUACUUGAUAUUCUUGAUACUGCUGGACAAGAGGAAUAUAGUGCCAUGCGUGAUCAGUAUAUGCGUGGUGGUGAAGGAUUUUUAUGCGUGUUUGCAGUUAACAGUGCGAAAUCUUUCGAAGAAAUAAAACAAUAUCGUGAACAGAUAAAACGUGUUAAAGAUGCUGAUGAUAUACCAAUGGUUUUGGUAGGAAAUAAAAUUGAUUUACCAACGCGUACUAUUGAUUUAUCAUGUGCAAAAGAUUUUGCUGCAUCCUUAUCAAUGCCAUUUGUUCAAACAUCAGCUAAAACACGACAAGGUGUAGAAGAUGCAUUCUAUACUCUCGUACGAGAAAUUCGAAAAUAUAAGGAACGUACACGUAAAGAUCGAAAAGGUCGUAAAAAUAAAAAUUCUAAUAGUGGAACAAAUAAUAAUGGAAAUAAAUCUUCAUCAAAAGAUGCUCGCAGUCAAAAUGUAAAACAACGUACGGGAAAACGAGGUUGUAUACUAAUAAAUAUUUUUAAAUCAAAAAGUGAUGAUGAAGGAAAAGCACCAUAUUUUCGAUUUGAAAACAAAGAAGAACAAUAUUCGGAAUUACAAUUUAAAGAACCAGCAACUAAAAUUCCUAUUCAUGCGAUUGUCUUAGCUACUGCUUUAUUUCUACUUGGUUCUAUCAUGAUCACAUUAGGUUCAUUAAUGUUAACUGGUUACAUCAAAACAGAAUAUAGUGAUCGUACAUGGCCGUUGAUAUUAAUUGGUUCACUUGUUUUUCUACCUGGUUUCUAUCAUAUACGUAUUGCGUAUUGGGCAUGGAAAGGUGAUAAAAGUUUUUCUUUCGCUGAUAUACCAGAUCUUGAUUGGUUUUGA
Molecule: messenger RNA, 999 nt
Organism: Adineta steineri
Lineage: Eukaryota; Metazoa; Rotifera; Eurotatoria; Adinetida; Adinetidae
Source: the annotation of a GenBank genome assembly